AGCAAUACAAAAUUGAAAUAAAAAGAGAACAAGAAAAAUGGGAGACAAAAAUAUAAGAGGAAAAACAAAGAAUGGAAGAUGAAUUUGAGAAAAGGAGGGAGAAAGAACAACAAAUGUGGGAUGAAAGUUACCAGAGACUUAAAGAAGAGAGAGAGGAGCUCAAGAGAGAGAAAGAAGAUCUUCAGGCUAAACAUAAAACAGAAAUAGAAAAGAUGAAACUAAAUAUGGAGGAAGAAAGACAGCAUCAUGACAAAGAAAGAAGGAGAAGAGAAGAAGAAUUCAGAGAGAAUGAAGAACAAAACAAAAUAGAAAUAAAGAGAGAACAAGAGAAAUGGGAGAUAAAACUAAAAGAUGAAAGACAAAGAAGAGAGGAAGAAUUUGAGAAAAGGAGGGAGAAAGAACAACAAAUGUGGGAUGAAAGUUACCAGAGACUUAAAGAGGAGAAAGAUGACCUUAAAAAAGAGAAAAAAGAUCUUCAAGUCAAACAUAAAGCAGAAACAGAAAAUAUAAAGAGAAAAUUUGAAGAAGAAAGCCAAAAUCAUAACAAAGAGUGAAAAGAAAGAGAAAAAGAAGUGAUAGAGAACAAAGAACAACACAAAAGAGAACUGAAAAGAGAACAAGAGAAAUGGGAGAAAAAGAUACAAGAAGAAAAACAGAGACAAGAAGAAGAAUUUGAGAAAAGGAGGGAGAAAGAACAACAAAUCUGAAAUAACAGUUACCAAAGACUUAAAGAAGAGAGAGAGGAACUCAGAAGAGAGAAAGAAGAUCUUCAGGUGAAACAUGAAGCAGAAACAGAUAAAAUGAAGAUGGAGGUGGAGAAAAGCCAACAGCAUGAAAAGGAGAGAAAGGAAAUAGAACAAUGCAGGGAAAUAAAGCAUGAAGAAGACAGAAGAAAAGACAUAGAGAACAUGAAAAUGUGCUGCUCAGAAACAACCUCUUCUCUACAUAUGACUGUGAUCUAUUGCAGUUCAUUGGCCCGAUCAUCUGUGGCCCGAUCAUCUGUGAGCCGAUCAUCUGUGCAAUGAUCAUCACUGAGCUGAUCAAGUUUGGGCUGAUCAUCAUUGGACUUUACUUCCUUUGCA
Molecule: messenger RNA, 1082 nt
Organism: Labeo rohita (rohu)
Lineage: Eukaryota; Metazoa; Chordata; Actinopteri; Cypriniformes; Cyprinidae
Exons: 2
Source: RefSeq, a predicted model, not a curated record